AUGCUGACAUGCAUACGCAAUGGCUGGAACACCACGGAUUUCACAGCGGCAACCAGCGAGGGCGAGCUGCCCACCUUCUUCGCGGCCCGCGCCGGCAACACCGAGGCGCUGCAGCUGCUGCAGACUGCCGGCUGCGACCUAGGCAAGCGGAGCCACAAUGGGGACUUGGCUCUUGUGGCUGCUGCCAGGGCUGGGCAGAAGAAUGCGGUGGAGUGGCUGCUACAAGCCGGCUCUGGGUCAAAGAUAAAAAAACUGGAUAUGCAGCGCGCCUUUCACGUAGCCUGCAAGCUGACCCAGCCGGGCCAUCGGGAUCUGGUCAGCCUGCUUGAAGAGCAGGUGGGCGCAAGCUCGCAGAGCCACAAGCUCAGCCGGAAUCUGCUGAAGGAGAAAGCUGGCCGAGGCACCGGGAAGUACUACCACGAGAUGCAGCUCCUGACCCGUUUCGAGUGGAUACAGGCCGGCUGGGCCACCUCCGCCUUCGAAGGAGAUCGGGAUCUGGGCCGGCACCGGGAGGGCUGGUGCUGGGAAGGUUGGCUCAGUGGGAUCAUGGAGAAGAGCCACGCGGGCAAGGCAGAGCAGGUGCAGAUGAGGCCGUGGGAACCAGGCGACGUGCUGGGCUUUGCGCUGGACUACAACGGCGGCAAGAUGCAUCUCUCCCACCAGGGCACCUGGUACCCAGAGAAGGCCGACUACUUCAUGGACUUCGAGCCAAAUGGUCGGGAUUUGUGCCUCGUAAACAGUGGCCAAUUUGCGAGGUGCAAUUUUGCGAGCUUAAAAAUGCUUGGAGGGGAUUUGGGUUGCGGGAUCAGGAAAUGUUUUUUGCAAGCUUCGGACGGAGAGGGAAAAAGAGAGAAUCGAUAG
Messenger RNA from Symbiodinium natans, 861 nucleotides. The record is from the annotation of a GenBank genome assembly. Lineage: Eukaryota; Dinophyceae; Suessiales; Symbiodiniaceae.